This is a messenger RNA of Babesia ovata, 762 nucleotides long. RefSeq lists its product as uncharacterized. Bases 1 to 762 code for a protein of 253 amino acids. The transcript has a single exon. The record is from RefSeq and is a predicted model, not a curated record. Lineage: Eukaryota; Apicomplexa; Aconoidasida; Piroplasmida; Babesiidae.
AUGGUUUUCAAUUCGUUAACUGAUGCUCCUCGCAACCUCAAGGAGGGUAUUGACUGGUUGAUGGCGCUGAGGGGAACUGAUGCUGAAAAGAAUUUGGCUUCUAUGGGUGCUGCACUUUACGACUUCCUCGUAGACAAGCCUGUUGGAUUCACGGAGGUGUCAGCUCUCGAGAAUGUUAAAACUAUUUCUAAAGAGUUUCUGGAGAGACCAGAGCUUAGGGAAAUGUGGCCCGCAAGCGAGCUGUUGGGGAGGUUCAAUAACCCUGUGAAGACACAAAAUAUCGACCACCUGAAGUACCCGUUUCCUAUAAACGACAGCGAUUAUGCGAACAUCGUACGGGCUAGGAGUGCCGUACCUGAAAAGAUCGCAAAGGACUUAGGUAAAAUUGUUGAUGGUUGUGAGACCUUUUUGGAUGAUAUCGUACUCCCUGAGCAGUAUGUUUCUGCUUAUUCUCCAGAAGCUACGUGGGAUGCGUCAUGCGCAAAGGACCCAAGAGCCUGCGCAGCCAUUUUCGUAGGAGUUGCACCAAUGUUAUACGCGGGGCUAUAUUAUUUGAGGAGGACGAGCAAUCCCGCAAAUUUGAAAAGGGAACUGUCUAAAGAGGGCAAGCGUCCGCGAGAGUUUUUGAAAGCCGUUGGUUACAAGGAGCUGGAAUGCCACGCUGGAAUGACUGGCUCAGAUAUCCGCAACGCGUUGAGGGGUUUGAGCCUGCCAAUUUUGGACACAAUCUAUGACUUCGCUGGAUUCUGGGCUUUCUACUGA